Molecule: messenger RNA, 204 nt
Organism: Seminavis robusta
Lineage: Eukaryota; Bacillariophyta; Bacillariophyceae; Naviculales; Naviculaceae
Source: the annotation of a GenBank genome assembly
GCAUUCCGAUUGGGAAACAGCUGUGCCGUACUGCAAGACUUCGUCAUGUCCGUUGCCCGAACACCCGGCCAACAGCAGCAGUUUCAAGCCGUGAAUUCCUUUCAGAAUGGAGGAACGAACUCAACAAAAACGAAAGUGCCCAAUGCUGUCUGGGAAGCCUUGGCCGAGGUGGAAGCUGUUCGAGGUAUCCUACUGCAACGGUGA